AUGCGUUUGUUAAAGGGCACAUGUUCACCAGUUUACAAGGAAAUAGAUUAUUCUCUUCGUGGUGUUAUAUUUGGACUGCGUUAUAAACUUUUACCUACACGUACGGCAAAGGAAAGCAUGACGAAUAACCUGUUAUCAAUGGGGUUGACUAUGUACGAGGAUAUAAAAUCAAAGUUACGUAUUAUGCUAACAACUAUGGGUACCCCAGACAUUUGUUCAUUUAAUACUUACGUGAAGUUAAACUCAAGUCUGGAAGAUACGAUUUUGUCAAUGCAUCGAAGUGGCGUAUCCAGUUUAUUGCCCUUUGUUUCGUACAUAGCAGUAAUUGUUGACUUCAAUCUUAAAGGCCUAAAAAAUAGUUCUGCUUCUGUAGAAGAAAUGGCUAUGUUUUUCACCACAAGUAAUUAUUACGCACAAUAUACCGUUCAAUAUUUCACAGAUGAUACUGAAAUGCCUCAAGAUUCUAGAUACUACAUCCUUAACGAGGAUAUAGAAACAAAAUUAAAUCAACUUAAUCUCGACUCUUUCCACAAUGAAAUUAUCAUUAACGGGCAAGUUGAUAGAAAUGGAUUUGGCUUUUUGACUUUUCCAUUUACACCUUUGUCACCGGAACAAAAAUGUGAACCAGAUUUGUUAGUUCAACCCAAGCCAUUCUGUCCUCGCAUCAAACUUAGUAAUGACGAAUUUGAAAUAGAUUUAUCAAACAAGAAAGUAAGUUUUCUUGAAUAUGAAGCAUCAACAGGGAACCCAACACCUGAUAUAACAUUUUCAAAUAUUUUGUCUUCAGGUCAAAAUGGAAGUUUGUAUGUAUGUAGCGAUGAGUACUUUUCACAAUUACCAUCAGUAGAUGCUGUUGUCAGUAGCCAUUUUGACGAGCUUGUUAUAUUGACCAUAGUUUGUCUCGUAUUUUCUAUCAUAUCUCUUGUAUUUACCUUUAUUAUCUAUUGUGUACUUCCAAGAUUAAGGACAGUGCCAGGAUUGAAUAACAUGGCUCUUAUUUUUCAUCUUUUCUUCGCCCAUACUUUGGCAUUAACAAUAUCUGUAACACGCAUUAAACUUCCUUGGCUUUGUUCAACAGUUGGAAUUCUUCUACAUUUUAAUCUGUUGUCCAGUUUCUUUUGGAUGUUCAUUUCUACUUUUCACAUGAUGAAUGCUUUUGUUAAGAUAAAAGAAAAAUCUGUUUCUCAAGACACAAUGAAAAAGUUUUGUUACCAUAUAAUCUUUACGGAAUCUCUGUCAGCUAUUUUGGUAAUUUCUUAUAUAGUAGUUACGAUCACAACAGACAAGGAUUCUGAAGGUUUUGGUUAUGGUGGUUCAAACUGUUACAUUCAAGGGCCCAAUAUGAUACUUUACUUUGUUGCUAUUCCUCUUGGGCUUGUUAUCACGGCUAACCUGGGUAUGUUUAGUUAUGUUGUAUGGAGUGUGUCUCGAAUUCCUGACAUGGCACAUAACAGCAGUCAUGAACGCCAUAAUUUACUGAUAUUCGCAAAAUUGUCAACUUUGACCGGUAUCACAUGGCUAUUUGGAUUCUUAUAUCAGUUCACUAAUGUUUUCCUGUUUGCAUAUUUCUACAUAGUCUUUAAUGCCGGACAAGGUGUGUUCAUAAUGAUUUCCUUCGUAAACAAACGCACAUUAGACAUGCUUCGUUCUAAGGUUUAUACAAACACAAAUGGCAAUGUUGAAAGCUCUGCGCAGUCCACCAAAUUAACGACAGUCAGUAAAAAACUUGAAAUUAAAUAAGUUUAUCAGAAAUACCUUAAUCAACAAAACCUGACGUAUGCAUAAUAUUACAUCUAUAAGUAUAGAACCAGAAUACAGACAUCGUCAUCAAUGAUAAAUUAGA
This is a messenger RNA of Ruditapes philippinarum (Manila clam), 1843 nucleotides long. Its product is annotated as adhesion G protein-coupled receptor L3-like. The transcript has a single exon. Lineage: Eukaryota; Metazoa; Mollusca; Bivalvia; Venerida; Veneridae. The record is from RefSeq and is a predicted model, not a curated record. Gene Ontology annotation, biological process: G protein-coupled receptor signaling pathway; cell surface receptor signaling pathway. Gene Ontology annotation, molecular function: G protein-coupled receptor activity. Gene Ontology annotation, cellular component: membrane. The coding region runs from base 1 to 1740 and encodes 579 amino acids.